AUAUAUAAAAAGUUAAACAAGCUUAAAUCUUUAUUAUUAUCACAUCUAUACGAAUAGAAAAGAUUGUCAUACGAAUAGAAAGUCAUAAAUGUUAACAGGGGAGGAGAGCAACCAUUUGGGAGGUUUGGAAAUGUGUUUUGUCUCGUCAUUGCCUCACUAAAUUAUUCUUCUUCCUUUCAUCACAAUGAGAAAAAGAGCCUCUUUCCAAUCAGCUGCAGUUGGUGGAGCGAGGCCAAGGGGAUGAUCUGCUAUUAAUGAUAUAAUAGUUGAAAUGAUGUAAAACUAGCUUAAAGCCUAGAAAUGUCUUUUUUUUUCCAUUUGGCUUGGAAAACAAAACUAAAUUUAUCCAGGUGUAGAAGAGGAUUUUGGAUGAUUAGCUUGUGUAUUUGAUCAAAGUCAGACCGAAGAUAAGCAAGCAGUGAAUUUUUCUUUCAUUGUUUUCAACUUUUAAACUUGGGUUUCCAUGUUCAUUCCUUGCUGAAUAUAGCUCCUUCCUGGUAUCCAAUGGUACCCAUUGGAAAGAGCAGAAGAAUGCUCAGACUCGUGUCCAGCUAUUUCCCAGCUUCCUAGGACAAUGGGUCGAGGGAGAAGGAAUUUCACAAAUACCUAAAUAAAAAGCAGUCACAGCUCCAGGAUUUCACAAAAAACGAUCAAAUAUCUUAAUGUUAUUAGUGGUAUUAAUAACAGCCAACAUUUUCCAAACCCCGCUUCCGUAAAAUUCCCUCUAUUUAAUAUCCGGGGUUGUUAAAUUCCGUACUUGCUUAUUUUGACUUUUUUCCAGAGGUGUCGGAGCGGCGCUCCGGUGAGCUCUGGUAGCACUGCACCCCUGAAUGAAUGAGACAGUUCACUGUUAAAUGCAAAACCCCGAACAAUGUCGAUGAUCAGAGGGAUCUUAGACUCCAAGUUCAUCGCUCCCUGAAAGAGACUGCAUAGAUUGAUCGGGCGGUUAAGAAGGCAAAUGACAUGGUUGUCUUUAUUAGAUGAAGCAUUGAGUUCAAAAGUCGGGAAGUUGUGUUGCAGCUUUGUAAAACUUGUUAGACCACAACUGGAGUGUUUCAUACAGUUCUGCUCACCCCCAUUCUCGGAAGGAUGUCGGGGCUUUGGAGAGGGCACAGAAGAGGGUUACCAGGAUACUCCCUGGAUUAGAGGGCAUGAGCUAUAACGAGAGGCUGGACAAACUUGUGUUGUUUUCUCCAGAGCGGUGCAGGCUGCGGUGAGACUGGAUGGACGUUUAUAAGAUUACGAGAGGAAUAGAUAGAGUGGACAGAGGGUAUGUUUUUUCCUGGGGGUUAGAAAUGUCUGACACAUUUAAGCUGAGAGGAGAUGUGAGGGGCGUCUGUUUAUUUUCACAGAAUGCUGGGAAGCUGGAGUCUAUGCCUGGGGUGCUAGACCCCACUGGUCACGUGAUCCCAUUUGCCCCUCCCAUUUAACCAUAGAUGUAACGAUCUCUUUGUGCAUGUUCACAAUCUCCAGGUGGGUGGUCACGCAUCCUCCAUGUUGUGUUGGGGAAAUCUGAUGUCGGCCACUGAGUCCCAUUAACUUCCCCGAACUCGCCUCGCUUCCUGAGGCUCCUCACAUUUGUCCUGGAGCUUUAUGGCUGUUGUGUCUCCUCCCGGACUGGGGUGGGUGAUAAAGGAGAACGUCCCAGGUUGUGGGGAUCUUUGAUUUCACUGCCUGCUUUACCGAGGGACUGGGAAGUCUAGGGGGGAGGAUGGUUUCUGUGAUGUGCUGAUCUGGGUCCAAAGGUCUCUGCCGUUCCUCACAGUCACGGGCGGAGCAGUUACCAUGCAAAGCGUGAGGUGUCCGGAUGGGAAACUUUCUAUGCUGUGUUGAUAAAAAUUUGGUGAGGGUCAAAGUAUAUCUGGCAAAGUUCUUGUUAUUUUUGCUAAUUCUGUCAUUUUAGAAUCAUUUGUACAAUAGUAUGUACUAUUCAUUCAGUACCUAUGUGUUGCUGGAGGACAAUCAGUGAUUGUCCUUGAUCCCUUCUCCCACCUGGUUCCAUCUGUUCAUCUUGUUCAACCUCUGUCCAGUCUCCUCACACCCCCCAACCCCGCUUCAGUGAUAUACAUUAACCAUCUGGGUCAUCCUCAGUCCGCCUUGUAUCCCACCUCCUCAAUGUUAUAUAUCAGCAAACUUUUUCUAACCCUUGUCUUCAUCGUGAAAUGUACUUUUGUACCUUUGGCCUCGCUGAGUCAUUUCCAGUAUCGGUUAUUGUUAGCUGAAAUGCCGGAGGGUCAUCAGGUCCCAGUUCUGUUGUGCAUUGGUGUGGAGGUGCUAGUUUAUGAUCAGUGAUGGACUGGCACAGUGCAGCAUUUUACUGGCAGCAAAGAGUACUGGGAGAGUUGGUGCUUGGGCUCUAAUCCUGUGAUCCAGGCAAAUGGAACUGUUGGUGUUUUGGCUUUGACUUUGUUUUGAGCUUCUACAGAUGGGGCUGGAUGAUCGUCCUGCAAUGCAGAAAUUUUGAGCAGCUGGACAUUGGAUGUGGGGAAAUCCCGACUGCACUACCCAGUGUGAGAUGUGGGGACAAUGUGUGAGACUCUUAGUGUCGUUAGACCUGCAGUGAGAGAUUUAUUGGAAGAAAAACCACGACUGAAGUCGAGGGAACAGCAACAAGUGAACCAGCCCGAGGAUUGAGAGCACUGAUUGGAGAGAAACCAAUCUGACUCGGAGAUUCCAGUGAUUCAAUCAGGAGAAAGUUUGGUUAAAAAUGACAAGGAAUUUGUCUACGGGAAUCUCGAACACUACACGCCAGUUUUGCUGUCUCUGUCCAGAUAUUUAAGAAGUGGAGCAAGGGAUUCACUCGAUCAUCCUUCCUGCUCAGACUGUGGGGAGGGAUUCCCUCGAUCAUCCUUCCUGCUCAGACAGUGGGGAGGGAUUCACUCGGUCAUACAUCCUGCUCAGACUGUGGAGAGGGAUUCACUUGGUCAUCCUUCCCACUCAGACUGUGGGGAGGGAUUCACUCGGUCAUCCUUCCUGCUCAGACUGUGGGGAGGGAUUCACUCGGUCAUCCUUCCCGCUCAGACUGUGGGGAGGGAUUCACUCGGUCAUCCUUCCCACUCAGACUGUGGGGAGGGAUUCACUCGAUCAUCCUUCCUGCUCAGACUGUGGGGAGGGAUUCACUCUAUCAUCAGACUGACUGCCAUGCCUGCCAUUUUAAACGGGGGUGGUGGGGGGGAACCUGUUCAUCUGCUCAGACAGUGGGAAUGGAUUCAGUUGGACAUUUCAACUGAAGGGACAUCAGUAAGUUUAUACUGGGGCAAGGCCAUUCACCUGUUCUGUGUGUGACAAGGGGUUCAGUCGGUCUUCCCACCAGUGGACACACCAAUUAGUUCACACCACACCGGGCAGAGUCUGGUCAACUGCUGAAUUUCUGGGAAAGGAUUCACUUGGUCAUCUGACCUAAUGGCUCACCAGCGAGUUCACACCGGGGAGAGUCCGUUCACCUGCUCAGACUGUGGGAAAGGAUUCACUUGGUCAUCUAACCUGAAGAAACAUCAGCGAGUUCACACUGGAGAGAGGCCAUACACCUGCUCAGAAUGUGGGAAAGGAUUCACUUCCUCAGAUAAACUGAAGAUACAUCAGCGGGUUCACACUGGGGAGAGGCCGUUCACCUGCUCAAACUGUGGGAAGGGAUUCACUCAGUCAUCUAAACUGAAGGAACAUCAGCGAGUUCACACUGGGGAGAAGCUGUUCAUCUGCUCAGACUGUGGGAAGGGAUUCACUCGGUCAUCCAACCUGCUGGCACACAAGUCAGUUCACACUGGGGAGAGGCCUUUCACCUGUUCAGACUGUGGGAAGGGAUUCUCUUUGUCAUCCCAACUGAAGGGACAUCACCGAGCUCACACUGGGGUUUGGCCAUUCAUCUGCUCAGACUGUGGGAAAGGAUUCACUCAGUUAUCAAAACUGGAGGUACAUCAGCGAGUUCACACUGGAGAGAGGCCAUUCACCUGCUCAGACUGUGGGAAGGGAUUCACUCAGUCAUCUAUUCUGAAGUUACAUCAGCGAGUUCACACUGGGGAGCGGCCGUUCACCUGCUCAGACUGUGGGAGGGGAUUCACUUGCUUAUCUAAUCUGAAAGGACAUCAGAGAGUUCACACUGGUGAGAGGCCAUUCACAUGCUCAGACUGUGGGAAGGGAUUCAUUCUGUCACACGAACUACUGGUACACAAGUCAGUUCACACUGGGGAGUGGCCGUUCACUUGCUCAGACUGUGGUAAGGGAUUCUCUCAGUCAUCCCAACUGAAGGUACAUCAGCGAGUUCACACUGGAGAGAGGCCGUUCACCUGCUCAAACUGUGGGAAAGGAUUCACUCAGUCAUCCAAGCUGAAGGUACACCAGCGAGUUCACACCGGAGAGAGGCCGUUCACCUGCUCAGACUGUGGUAAGGGAUUCACUUGCUCAUCUGAACUGAAGGUACAUCAGCGAGUUCACACUGGGGAGAGGCCAUUCACCUGCUUAGACUGUGGGAAGGGAUUCACUCAGUCAUCGCAUCUGAAGGUACAUCAGCGAGUUCACACUGGAGAGAGGCCGUUCACCUGCUCAGACUGUGGGAAGGGAUUCACUCGGUCAUCUCAAUUACAGAGACACCAGCGAGUUCACACUGAGUAGAGGCCGAUCAACUGGUCAGUCUUUGGGAAAAGUUUCUCUCAGCCAAAUCAACCAAAAUGUGCAUCUUCGAGUUCACACUGCGGAGUGGCCGUUCACCUGCGGUGAAUGUGGGAAGUGAUUCACUAAGUAAUCUAAGCUUAUGUAACUCUCACUUUAGCUAGCAGCUUGAUAUAGCUUAAUUUGCCCCGGGCCCCAGCCCGGCCAAACUUAAGAAAUGUCAUUUGGGUGGAUGCUGCGUGAUGUGUCACCUGUUACAAAUCAGUACUGUACCCCGAAAUAACAAACGGUACACAAUAUGUGAUUAAACAAUUGAGAUUUAUAAUUCUUACUUUGACUAUAGGGUUAGUAAAGAAAACAAAAAAAAAGAAACAGAGCCCACUCUCUCCAUUCGCAUCUUCUCAUCUCUCCCCAGCAAAAGACCAUGAACAUCUCUCUUCCAGACUCACAAGAAGGAACAUUUCUCUCAUUGGACAGACCCACAAUCCAAAUCCCUGUUUGCUAUAGUCGUAACCUAAACAUUGUUAUACUUGUGACAGACUACCGGGUUCACACUGGGGAGAAAGUUUCAAUAAGCUGCAUGCUGGAUAUUUGUCCAUCACUGUUGCUGAAUGCAAUUUGGAGAGUGACUGUUGGUGCUGAACUCUGCAAUUAUUGCUGCUGCUCACCACACCCAGUUCUGCACCCUGAUCACUGGGCAUGGGAGGAAUUUCUUCUGCUGCACAUUCAUCUUUAAUGGGACUGGAGUUUAAUAUUCUGGUUCUGAGACAAAUAAAUCAGUUCUAUUUUAAA
This is a messenger RNA of Hypanus sabinus (Atlantic stingray), 5397 nucleotides long. RefSeq names its product zinc finger protein 229-like. The transcript has 3 exons. Gene Ontology annotation, biological process: central nervous system development; regulation of transcription by RNA polymerase II. Lineage: Eukaryota; Metazoa; Chordata; Chondrichthyes; Myliobatiformes; Dasyatidae. Bases 3403 to 4608 code for a protein of 401 amino acids. Gene Ontology annotation, cellular component: nucleus. Gene Ontology annotation, molecular function: DNA-binding transcription factor activity, RNA polymerase II-specific; RNA polymerase II cis-regulatory region sequence-specific DNA binding. The record is from RefSeq and is a predicted model, not a curated record.